Molecule: messenger RNA, 1875 nt
Organism: Alternaria arbusti
Lineage: Eukaryota; Fungi; Ascomycota; Dothideomycetes; Pleosporales; Pleosporaceae
Exons: 1
Coding region: 1-1875 (624 amino acids)
Biological process (GO): tRNA methylation
Cellular component (GO): cytoplasm
Molecular function (GO): tRNA methyltransferase activity
Source: RefSeq, a predicted model, not a curated record
AUGGACACCUCGACUACCAGGAUCGUUCUUGUUGUACCCAAACAGGAUGUCAAGAAUGUAAAGUCUGCCCUCGAGCGGGCCGGACAGUUAGAUCGGAGCAGCAAGAUCAUCCCUGAGUUGGAUGACAAGAGAACACCAGAAGCUGUCGCAAAUUCGGCUGGUCCGAGACAAGGUGCUGAUCCAUCGAGGUCAUCUAUACCAGAAGCAGACACUGCGGCAUCACCAGCAGGAGCCUCGCAGGCACCCUCGAACCUUGCACAGCAGUCACGCUUUCCGAGGCUCCACUUCGACGCGACCAGCGGCGAAUAUGUCGACCAGUCAUUGUUGGAAGAUAGAGCUCAGCGCGAAAACCGAAGCAUUGAGAACGAGACUUCGAGCCUGGCGGCCGAGGUGCCUAGUGAUCGCGACAGUCGUAUUAGGUUUCCCAUCCUGCAGUUCGAUGUGGCUAGAGGAGAAUAUGUCGAGCCUUCUGCCGCGAAUGCGGAAGCCAAUAAUGCUAUAGAGCAUGACCAAAUGCGCAUGCGUAUCCCCACGACCAUCCCUUUCCCUGCGCAAAUGAACGACCCGAACGACAUCCUCGAUACGGAGGCUUUGAAGUCCAAGAUAACAGAAGAUCUCGCACUGGGCGAACUUUCCAAAGACGUAUCCAUCUCACAUCACGUCCCGAGCACUGCAGCAUCCCCGCAUAAUGCUCACCAGAGCCCGGUUCAUAAGGCUUUAGGAACCGCCCUCACCUUACUUCUGGAUCUUGCAUCUGUAUCGCACACCCUCACGGUCGAAGCACUUGUCACAGCUUUCCCGGAUGGAUAUUCAGUAUACAAGCCCAUGCUUCUCCUUCCGCACAACUCAUUAUCCUCCGAGCCAUGGCGGACUCUUAUCACCACUUAUCCAUUGGACUCAGAGGAAAUGAAAGCAGUAUGGCAGGAUAUGGCGAUAUCAGUGGGCGCAACGCACGUCGCCAUCAACGCGCCUAUACCGAUAUCCACAUCUUCAACAUCAGCAUCACCAUCCACCACGACAGGCGAAGAGAACAUACUGCGUAGCCCAACCAAUCUCACACCUCUAUACGGCAACUUCGGCCCUGCACCGACACCGCAAACCAUCACCUCACCAUCAGCAACAGACUUUGCCGACGCCCUCUGGGUGACUGCGCGCCAAAACGGUAUCUGGCAAACCUGGGCGCCGCUCUAUACGAUGUUCAGUCGUGGCAAUGUCAACGAGAAAGCAAGGAUAAUGAAUCUCCCUUCGGUCAAUGAUCUGGAUGUUGCGUCAACAGCCGUCGAUCUUUACGCUGGGAUCGGCUACUUCGCGUUUUCUUACAAGAAGAGUGGAGAUAGACGGAAUACAGGUAUCAAGCAAGUUGUAUGUUGGGAGAUAAAUCCAUGGAGUGUUGAAGGACUACGCAGAGGUGCUGAGAUGAAUGGGUGGACGUGCAGAGUCCUCAAGGAUACAGACAUAGCGCGACUGCGUGAAAGUCUCUCAGUGGACGAUUCCUACUUCCAGCAAGCGGAUCUUCUCGUCUUUCAGACAAGCAACGAGAGUGCUGAAGCGGACUAUGCGUUACUUCCAUCGCCUAAGCCACCUGUUCGACACGUCAAUCUAGGCUUGCUGCCUUCCUCCAAGCUGUCAUGGGGUAAUGCGGUUGCAAUGCUUGACAAGCAGCUUGGGGGAUGGAUUCAUGUGCAUGAGAACGUGGGCGUCGUCGAUGUCGAAACAAGGCGAAAGGUUGUAGAAGAGGAAUUCCAGAGUCUGGCGGACAAGAGGGACGCCGCAACGAGAAGGAAGGUUCUGGUGGAACAUGUGGAGAAAGUGAAGAUGUACGCACCUGGAGUUGUGCACUGUGUUUUUGAUGUUGUUAUUGGAGGCGAUAUUUGA